Messenger RNA from Puccinia triticina, 1179 nucleotides. RefSeq lists its product as uncharacterized. Gene Ontology annotation, molecular function: mannan endo-1,6-alpha-mannosidase activity. The transcript is spliced from 4 exons. The record is from RefSeq and is a predicted model, not a curated record. The coding region runs from base 1 to 1179 and encodes 392 amino acids. NCBI's taxonomy places the organism in Eukaryota, Fungi, Basidiomycota, Pucciniomycetes, Pucciniales, Pucciniaceae. Gene Ontology annotation, biological process: carbohydrate catabolic process; fungal-type cell wall biogenesis.
AUGAGCUUCUACACCCCCAACCCCAGCGGCGUCUUCGACCAGGCCCAGACCCCCUGGCACGCCAAAUACACCGGCGACACCCAAGAUCUUCUCGGUGGAGCAAUGUCUUCGACAGCGGCCACUUUAUUAGGACGAUGGAACGAUGAUAUCCUGUGGCACAGUUUAGAGGGGGCCGAAUUCUACGGCGCUAAUUCCAUCAAGGGUCCAUGGAUAACACCUGCUCAAAAGACAUACGACCAGACCUAUCAACAAUGGGACGAUGGAUGUGGUGGAGGAAUCUACUGGCUAGGACCAUCCCAAAACAUCGAUAUGUCCCUUGCCAACCGGCACCUAUCUCUGACCACCCAACUCGAGUUCAUCCAGCAAGGAGCGCGGAACUUCAUGGCCAACAAAAACCACACUGCUUUAGAUCUCUGGAAGGCGGCCAUGGACUGGGUAUUCUCAUCCGGGCUUGGAAACGUGCAAACCGGUGUGCUCUACGACGGGAUGAACGUGGGCGAAUGCGGCAAGUUUACGUCACAUAUAUGGAGUUACAACUACGGCGCGCUUUUGGGAGCGCUAGCCUGGAUGCACAAGGCCACCGGAAACAACACCUAUCUCGACCUGGUCGCGCCGUUCUACAACUACGCCCAGCUGACGUUCAGCGGCCAGAAGGUGUCGAACGUGGUCACCGAGACCUGUGAGCCGGGAGCGAAAUGCAACCGGGACCAGCAGGGCUUCAAGGCGAUCUAUCUGCGCAACCUAGCGUACACCUGUCGGGAGGUGACGUCCGACCAAGUGAAGGGUGCGAUCAAGUCGACGAUCGAUGCGUCGGUUGCAGCCAUGGUCCAGUACUCAUGCGACGACGAUUGGUUCUGUAACGGCAACUGGACUGCCGAUGCCUCCCCUGUCAAAUACGUCCGCUCCCAGCACGUUGCCGCCGCCCUGCUCGUCUCCGCCCUCGGCGUCCAUCUCAGCCCGGAGGGCGGUCUGUUGCCUAAGAUCACCCCCGGCCAGCUCACCAAUACCACUAACGGCGCCGCCGGUCUCGGCUCCGGUGGCACUAAAAACCCCGGCAAAGUCACUAGUAAACCCCUUGCUGCCGCCUCCGGACUCAAGGUCACCUUCUCUAUCUUCCUCGGACUGUUCACGGUCGCAUUCUCUACAUCCAUGUUCGACCCGCUCGCCUUCAUACCUUAA